Messenger RNA from Pocillopora verrucosa, 1684 nucleotides. The record is from RefSeq and is a predicted model, not a curated record. NCBI's taxonomy places the organism in Eukaryota, Metazoa, Cnidaria, Anthozoa, Scleractinia, Pocilloporidae.
AUGGCGGCUGGUCAUAAUAUUCCAGAGCUUGGAGGCUAUGAUUUUGAGUUUACGAGAGUAGUUCCGGAUGAUUUUGAAUGCCCUGUGUGUCAGUUAACAAUGAAAGAUCCCAUACAGAUUGGAGGAUGUGGCCAUAGACUUUGUAACAUAUGCUUAGAGAGCUUGUUGAGGAGCCAUUCUCCAAAAUGUCCAGUUGACAGACAGCCUCUUUCACGUGACAAGAUAUUUCCAGAUGUCGCUUGUCAUCGCAGAAUUCUGGAUCUCGAAGUGAAAUGUUCUUAUGUUGGGUGUCCUUGGACUGGAGAACUCCGAGCUGUGCAGAAACAUCAGUCAGAAUGCCUGUUCAAUGCAGUGGAGUGUCCAAAUGAAGGAUGUAAAGAGAAGCUCACCAUGCGAGAUAUGAACAAUCACAUGACAACGGAAUGUGUCUGGAGGGAAGUUAGUUGUGAAUAUUGUCGAGGAUCAUUUAUCGUGAAAAACAAGCAGCAACAUCAUAACGUCUGUCAAAUGUUUCCGGUUCAAUGUGCCAACAAUUGUGGUCUGAGUAAUAUUCCACGAGAAAAGCUCUUGGCUCAUAUUCGUGAUCACUGUCCUUUCACAGAAAUUGAUUGUAAAUACAAGAACUUAGGAUGCCAAAAUGCGUUUCCAAGAAAAAGAACGAAAUCUCACUUAGAAUCACACAUGGAAAGCCACUUGAACCUAGCUCUGUGCAGCCUUGAGAUCACUCAGAAUCAGGUUAAAGAUCAGUCAAAGCAGAUUGAGCAAUUGACAUCCAUAUUCAAGGAUCAGUUACAGCAGUUGAAUAAUCAGUCACAACAGUUGAAUGAUCAGUCACAGCAGAUAGAAAGAUUGGUGGCCAAAAAUACAGAACAGUCACAGCAGAUAGCCAGUUUGAUGGCCAAAGAUUUGAAUCAUGCUCAACAAAAUGAGCGAUUGAUGUCCUCUCUGAAUGACCAGUCACAGCAGAUAGCCAUCUUAACGUCCACUGUGCAAGGUCUGGUGCAGCAGGUGGAACUUCUGACAGGCCAGGAUCGAUAUCAAGCUGCAAUGGUGGACCAAACCGCGACCAAACAAACGAAGGACCAGACAAACAAGAUAGGGGCAACCAAUGCCUAUGUUAAAGAGGGUGAUACUAUGAAACAGGGCUUCAAGCCUAAAUCAAUCCAUUAUAUUGAAGUAGGUAUGAAGGUAUUGUUUUUUCAAAGGUUUAGGAAACUUCGAGGAACAGUCAAGUACGUCGGACCUGUACUUGUACACGGACGUGUACUUGAUUUCAUCGGCGUAGAAUUAGAUCCGUGUGAAGAAGUACCGAGUUGUUUAAGUCACCGUGAGAGCAACGGAACGUAUGAGGGAAAAAGAUACUUUAGCUGUGCACCAGGUAGAGGCCUCUUCAUUGAGUUUUGUGACGUCAUUGAGUGUUACAGAUGACGAUAACAGUAAUGUGGCUGCUGUUUCUUUGCUUCCAAUGUGAAAGAACAAGAAAAGUCAGAACAGUCUCUGUCUACCAUCUUGAGAUGUUCGUUCACUGCUCAUAGGAGAUUUCGUCGACCAAUCACAGCAACUACUCCUUGGUCCGUUUGUUUGUAAAUUCAAUAGAAGUUAACAUAAGUUAACAUAGCUUGUCAUAAGGCUCGUAGAAUUUCAAAGAUUUUACAAACGUAUGGUAUUAAAGAAUUGCAUCUUA